Plenodomus lingam JN3 is the source of this 6192-nucleotide messenger RNA. RefSeq lists its product as uncharacterized. Gene Ontology annotation, biological process: anaphase-promoting complex-dependent catabolic process; protein K11-linked ubiquitination; metaphase/anaphase transition of mitotic cell cycle. The record is from RefSeq and is a predicted model, not a curated record. Gene Ontology annotation, cellular component: anaphase-promoting complex. Gene Ontology annotation, molecular function: molecular adaptor activity. Lineage: Eukaryota; Fungi; Ascomycota; Dothideomycetes; Pleosporales; Leptosphaeriaceae.
AUGGCCUUCCUACGCUCGAUCGGGGUCCACAAGCCUGCCGGCCUACAGUAUCUGGUGCACGAAUCCAUUCUCGGCCAUGAGAGCUCGGAGCGCGACUAUACCUGGCAGGCCUUCACCACCGCCGAGGCGACCGACAGCGACAGCCCCAUUGAUGAGCUGGUCACGACCGACUACCAUGUUGUUUGGUCGAGAGGAGGCGUCAUCCGCAAGGUCUUCAGCUUCGAGGUAGACAAGGAAAAGGUCAUCCAGGCACUGCUGACCUGGUUCCCCGUCGAAGAAGCCUCGCAUGCCGCUGCCGCCACCGCCGCCACCACCACCGAGGCGGCUGCUGGAGUCGCUGCAGAACAUCAUGGCCAGGACCUGUCCAAGAGCUUCCUGACCCAGGGCACCCAGCCCGCCACGGACCCGAAUGCCCCCGUCGACACCACCCCGCCCACCAUUGAGGUUCGGUCUCGUGCUCUCGUCGUCUUUCUGCGAUCGCAAGCACAUGUCUUCUUCCUGUCCGGCGCUACACACAUUGUGAACCUCCCCUUCGAGGUCGACAAGGCCUUUCCUGCUGCGCGUGGCUUGGUGGUUCAAAGAAAGCUCGCGUCUCCUCGGACCGCUGCUGCUUCAAGUCCUUCUAUUCCGUCUGCCCCGCCCAAUUCCUUCCUCACGGCAAAUCAGUCGUUCCUGUCGCAGAGCUUCUCCCAGAGCUUCUCCCCGACAUUGCAUCGUCAUGCCGGCUCAUUGGGCGGUUCGCGACCGGGCAAAUCACGCCUAUCCGGCCCAGCUACAUUCCUGGAUGAUAUGAUCAAUCCUGUGACGGCGCUGAAUCAAGAGACAAUUCCGAGGCUAUACUCUUUCACAGAUCCGCUCUCAGAACUAGGCUUGGUCGUUAAUGUCAUCGCAGGGGGCGAACGCGCUGGCUUGCUGACUACGAAUGGAUCCAGUCACAGGAAGUUGGAGGCCAUGGAUAAGGCCGAAGAGGUCGUGUAUGUUUCUCCACAGAAUGAGGUGCUUUUUGAUCGUAGUGGCAAUGACAAACCUCUGCUUCUGGUCAUCACGGCCAAUCCAGAGACGAAUGUAUUUACAAUCUGGUCUGCAGCCUACCUCGAGCCAAAAUCAAUAUCAACUUCUCGAAAACAGCACGCCCAUGUCCCAAUGAACAAGCAUCGGCGGCGCAGCUCCCAUGGUGCCACCGCGCCAGGUACUGGGGCAACCACCCCAGCCUCACGAGGAGCUGACAGAUUAAGAGAGAGUUUUGGUGGUGCUCCACGCAGCAAGACACAACCUCCUUCAUUGAAGCAGGCCACACAAUCACAGGAGCGCUUGUCAGACCAAGCAGUCGAGGAUGCGCUCGCUUCUCAAUUGAAUCCCGACUCCGACAUGGCACGACAGCCAAAGGAGUCGAGGCGUGUGAGCUCAUUACUUUCGAGAGCCGAACUCUCCACCAGUUUCGACAAGUCGGCUUUCCAGGACAUGGCCACGUCUCGCAACAGUCUUGGCGGUAGUUUUUCAACAAGCUUUGGGGCUAGCCAGCGAAGUCGACGGUCAAUGGGUCACGAUCGAACGAGCUUGGGCGGUGCGUUCUCACAUUCUCGUCACAGAGCAUCUACUCCUGGCAGUAUCACGUCCAGGAUGAGCUUGGGGGCUGCAUCCAUAGAUGAUCCCCUCGAAGACACAAUGGAUGAAGACACUUUCGACACGAUAGAAGAUCAUGACGAACUUGAUGAUUUGUUCGCACCGCCUGAUGGUACGGCAGAGCCAAGGCCUGGAGAUGGCCUUCACAAAGAGCUCGUCACAAGUGUGAUUGCGGAAAUACCAGUCACGCAAUAUCUACGCCAUGGGCUCUUCACAUUAAGCAAUCCGUCCAACCCAGAGGACCAACCCCAAUGUAAAAUUGUGGCUCUGAAUGCACCCUUCAACUCAGCCACACUCCAUGAGCGAAAGCUGUAUUUGUACAUUUCGCACUCUUCCCUGCAAGAGCCUCUAGAGAUUGAGCUUGCGGUUACGCGGAAACGACUAUCGCCGUCAGCAUCUGCGACUCAGUCCAAAUCAAGUAUCGUUGCUCCGCGAUACGCAUGUGUGCCUAGGUAUGUGGGGAUACGGCGACUUGAGGGCGCUCGAGAUCUGGUCAAACUUCGUGAUGGUUGUGUAGAACGGGUAGCCCUUCUUACCUCAACGGAACCUCACGAGCCCUGCCUGUCACUAACAGCAGGCUGGGGUAGUCACUUGCCCAUGAAAAUCAGUCUUGGUCCAAUCAGACUUUUCGAUCCAUAUGCGAUCUUACAGGACAAUCAGACCCGGGCCACUGCUGGUUCCAAGCGAACCAUUUUAGCGACUAAACCAUUGCGACAUGUCGUAUCCCUCGGGGCAAAAGGAAAGUUCGAAUUGAUCGAUGGAGAAUAUCGUAGGCAUCGCUUUGAAGUCCGCCUAUCUCCGGAAGAUAGGAUGGUCGCGGAGCUGUUCCGGGUGCUCUGCACAGUGCUCCCAAGCUAUACCGGCGACUUCCUCUUGGAGAUCUGGUGGAAUAUUCGCAAGCUGUUGUCAACAGAGAAUCAAGAAAGCCAAUCUCGAGACUGGUACGCUUUUGUUGCCACUGUCCUUUCACUGGCUGUGCCGUUUGUAGAUGAGAAGAUGGGGAAAUCAAGCAAUCGUACAAGGCGCAAUAAUCGAAGAAGCUCAGGCCGUCCGUCCAGUCAAGCCAAGCCAGAUGAGCUUAUCGACGACGAAGACUCGGCGUGGCAUUUGAUGUGUACUCGCCAGAAUUCUCAGUCUCAUAUGAAGAGCUGGCAAACAUCGCCGUGGGCGUGGGCGUUGCAUUCAAACCCAUCGACUUCAGCCAUGAGCCCACCUGCAAGGCGCUCAUCCUCGAAUCACCACAUGCCGGUCAUCGCACAGCAAAUCAAGUCGAAAGACGAGAUGCUCCUCACUUGCAUGGAGAUAGCUCGCCAGUAUGUUCGGUCGCCCAUUGGCAAAGCAACUAAUGAUUGCUGGCGGCGUCUUUCUCCAUCUGAGAAGCAAGAUCUCCGCAUCUCAUCGCUUUCUGAGAUUGUUGUUUGCUUGCAUCUUUUCCGCGAAGAACGAAAACUUGAUACGAUGUGUCACAAUUUCGCAGGUACACAAACCGGCAAUCUUGCUCCACUGCUGGCUCAGAUUGGACAUUGGCUUCGUUGGGACGCCUGGGACUGGCGCCAGGGCGGCUUCUUCGAUCUUGACGGUGGUUCGGCCAAUGAUUGGGCAUACGAGGAAUCCAAUUUCACGUCGAAGGUACGACUACAUUCCCAACCUUGGGAUACGCCUCCUUCGAUCAUGCUGUGGCUUGGUACCGUUGUCGGUCCUCGACGCUAUGCGCCCUUUCCCACUCUCGCAAUGCUCAUCCGCAAGUCGAAGGCAUCUCCACAUUCGUCGAUCAACAUCGACGAGAUCAUUGCUGGGGUGACGCCACGAACCAUUGCGUUACACACCUUCUUCCGCGAUAUAGACCCGAACUCAAGUCCUCAAAGGGUUGUUGAGCUGAUCAAGUCUUGCGACAUAACUCCAGACGUUCUGUCUACGCUACCAGAGGUUGCCAAAGCACCUCUUAUGGAAGCCAUAACACGAUGUCAAGCGAAUCCACCCACCACUUGGUCAAGCUCCUUACUGAGACUGAUAGAACGGGAAGAGCUUGACCUUAGUCACACUCCCAGCGGCGAAUUUCUACAUGACUGCCAUCUCAUUCUGACAGCUGGCAACUUGCAUCCUCUGGCCAUAACACGCGAUGUGCAUACCAUAUGUCAAAGUGCAGAUCGCCCGGAGCCUGUCCAGUCAACCGCCGAGGUUGAUCGUCACUAUAUCACGCGACUAAUAUUCCGCGAGGACAGACGUUUCAUGGAAGCCUACGCGCUCAUGGAACCCUUGAAGCAAACGGUCGCAGAAUACAGAGCUGAUAGCAGGGGUGACGAUGCAGCAAUGCUAGAAGGGCAAAAAGCACUCAUGCAAUGGGUCAUGGUCCGCACAUUCUCAUUGCCCAUCGGGAGUUCCAUGAUCAAGUUUAGUAGUAAGAAACCGCUGCUGACUGAGAAGUACCCCCUUUACGGCUUCUCGACAUCAUGCCUUAUGAAGCCUAUGGGGAAUGUCGUUACUGCCGAACGCCAUAGCUUUUCCGAAGAAAAGUACUUUUGGGCGUUUUUCAACGCAGGUGUGGCUGCUGGUCUGAGUAUCUCGCGUGAUGCUCAGGGCAUCGACACAUCCUGGAUCAUGUACAACAAGCCAUCGGAAUUGACGAAUAAGCACGCCGGUCUUCUGCUAGGACUUGGACUGAACGGCCAUUUGCGAACAAUCGCCAAGUGGCUGUCCUUUAAAUACCUGACACCAAAGCACACCAUGACUUCUGUCGGAUUGCUACUUGGCUUAUCAGCUUCCUUCAUGGGCACCAUGGACACUCUCGUCACUCGACUAUUAUCAGUACAUGUCACGAGGAUGUUGCCACAAGGGGCGGCGGAACUAAACCUGUCGCCCUAUACCCAAACAACAGGUCUCAUGGGUAUUGGCUUGCUCUACUACAAUACCCAGCAUCGUCGGAUGAGUGAAGUCAUGCUUUCGGAGAUUGAGCACGUUGAUGUUCCAGAUCCAUCUGAGCCUCCAGACACACUCCGAGAUGAAGCUUACAGGUUGGCUGCGGGCUUCGCUCUGGGCUUCAUCAACCUGGGCAAAGGCAAAGACCUUCGAGGUCUACAUGAUAUGCGCAUCGUCGAACGAUUGAUGAAAGUUGCAGUCGCCCCCAAACCGGUAGACAUUGUGCACAUACUCGAUCAAGCGACUGCUGGAGCCGUGAUAGCAGUCGCACUCAUCUUCAUGAAGACGCAUGAUCAGUCGGUUGCGCGUAAGAUUGACAUACCAGAUACCCUCCCCCAGUUCGACUAUGUUCGCCCAGACAUCUUCCUCCUCCGUAUCAUGGCCAAGCACAUCAUCAUGUGGGACGGCAUUGAAGCCAACGACACCUGGGUUAUCAACAGUCUUCCCGUUGAAUACCGCGUCUUCUAUGAUCUCAAACAAAUCGACAAGCUCCGGAGCGAACAGAUGCCAUUUUUCAACAUCGUCACCGGCCUCCUGUGGAGCGUCUCACUCAAGCACGCAGGGACCGGCGACAAGCAAGUCCGGGACUUCUUACUCAAGUACCUAGACCAGUUGAUACGCAUUAACAAGCUACCAGCUCUUCGCUGGGACUCGCGCCUCUGCCGAAACACUGUACGAAAUUGCCAAGAUCUCGUUGCUCUUGCAGCAGCCACCGUAAUGGCUGGUACAGGCGACCUCGACGUCUUCCGCCGGCUGCGUGGUUUGCACGGCAGAGUUGGUCCCGAAGCACCCUAUGGUUCCCAUCUAGCCGCACACAUGGCCUUUGGCGCGCUGUUCAUUGCAGGCGGUACGCAAACCUUCAGUCGCUCGAAUAAAGCCAUUGCAAGCCUGAUCUGUGCCUUCUACCCUAUCUUCCCCUCCGAUGUCCAGGACUCGAAAGCCCAUCUCCAAGCAUUCCGCUACUUCUGGGUCCUCGCUGCUGAGCCCAGAUGCCUGGUGGUCCGCGAUGUGGAUACGGGCCGUGCCAUCUCCAUGCCCAUUGUCGUCCAUCUCAAGGAUGGUAGUACCAGUAGUACCAGUAGCACAAACACGCACAGCAAAACCCUCGUCGCACCCUGUCUCCUCCCAGAACUACACCUCGUCAAACGCAUCGAGACAGCUGAUCAGACAUACUGGCCCACAACGCUCGACUUCGUCUACAACGCACUCCACCUCAAGUCCUUUGAGCGGAACCAGACUCUCUACGUGAGACGGAGAUCUGCACACGAUACCUACGCCACAGCCUUUAGUGCCACCCUCGUCGCGCUCAAUGAAGCUCAAUCCGUCCGAACAAGUCAAUUGCUGUUUCACUGGAUCUUCACGCUGCCGGCGCUCACGCCGUACAUCUCGCCCAGUGACAAGGGGGUUGUGCUGCCGGUGGACCAGCACAGUAGGAGUUGGUUGGAUCCGGGGGCGACGGUGGUGGAAAGCAGACUUGUGCUGGGCAGACUGUCGCACAGUUGGAAGGUGGAGGAGCUCAGGGAGUUGAGGGGCGUGUUUGAGUGGGCUGAGCGGGCGGGGCGGGCGGAUGGGAGAUUGAGGUGGCUGGGACGGGAGGUAGUGGAGCGGUUGAAGGCGGGGGUGUCGGAUAGGGGGAGGAGAGUCGCUGUGUAA